AUGCUUCGUCUAUGGAUAUCUUUGCAAGGUCUGCUGCUUGCGCCAGGUGCUCACGAGGCAGGCUCCGCCAGAUGUGCUCAGGUCGGGAAACGGCUCGGCUUGAACCUAACAGACUUUUGGACGCUGUCAAGGAAGCAUCUCGUGCACAAAUCGAACGAGCGUGAGAGCGAGAGGCGUCUUGAGACUAGUGCGAAUGCGGUGUCUAGGCUGAUCAACUACUUGCUGCCACAACCCUGCCCUUGUGCGGUUGUUGUGUCUUCGGCGUGGCUAUACAACACAUGGAUGCAAAGUCUGGAUCAUAUUGCGUACACCAGGAAUGCUUACGAGCACAUCUGGCACGCACUUUUCUUGGAAGAGAAGAUUCUUCAGGAAUCGUUGGUUCGAUGCAACUUCAAUGCUGCCCAUGGCUGGCCGGUGAGAGCUGCGUUACAGCUCUACAACCAGGCGGGCAAGGAGGUGAAGCAAAGGAUCGCGGACAUAGAUGCCUUUUAUACUGGCUGGGGAUCUCAAGUAACUAUCACGGAUGACCAGCAUCUUCAGGCGCUAGCGGAUGCAUCUGCGAUCUUCGGCCACUUGAAGCUUGAGUGGUGGCCUUGUCGCGGGACACUGAUCGCCUUGAUGCGCCACGGCAAGAGAAGUGGCCUGCUGUCCAAAGGCAAAGUGGAUGCUGUUGACCAUGAUAUUGAUCUCAUGGUGGCUUUGCCUUCUCCCCAGCACUGGCCACAGAUCCGCGCCUCCAUCCGCCGCAUGUUGCUGGAACGAGGGUGGGAAACCUGUAUUGGUGGGCACUCAACCGAGAAGAGAACUGCAUUGGCACGGGCCAAUGCCCACGAAGAUAUGCUGAUGUGUACAAAGGGAAACCCGAGAGUGGAUCUCGAUAUUGCUACCUACAUCACUGAGGGUUCGGUCUUGUUUGCCCAGAAGUACUGUUUACCCCAGAGCCUGGGAUCAGCCUGCUGGUUUCCUGAUGAUGGCACUUUCCACGGAAGUCGCGGGAAACUACGUGUUGCUGCUGUCCGACCCCUCGGCCGUUGCAAGGCAGGGACGCUGUCAAUUCCAUGCCCAAGAAAGCCCCUCGAGGUACUAAAAGCCUCCUCACCUCCUUGGGCCAACAUAAGCUGCGUGGCACUGCCAGACGUGGCAGACCGAAUCCAGCAUAGCAAUUACGCAAGUGUGAGGAACAGCUGGUUAUCUGAAGGUUUGACCCCCGAGGAUGUGGACAUUUUGCGUGCCCGUGCUGCCGAGCUGGACAGGGAAGGCUACAUGUCAAUGACUCCUUAUUUUGACAACUGCUGGACGCAUACUAGGGCUGCAUGA
Messenger RNA from Symbiodinium necroappetens, 1317 nucleotides. NCBI's taxonomy places the organism in Eukaryota, Dinophyceae, Suessiales, Symbiodiniaceae. The record is from the annotation of a GenBank genome assembly.